AUGCGUGCGACAGAGAGCACGGCCGAGUUGCGACUCGCGGCGCGUGGGGUUCGUGCUUUGCGGUGUCCGCCACCGGUGGCUAUUAAUACGCGGCGUACGUCCGCGCCCGUCGACUUCGGACAAAGUUUCGCGGGCGAGUCGGUGCGGCAGCGAGCGAGAGGCGGCGACGGCGCGGGCGCGGCGGGCGGCGGAGCGCACUUUGCGGUUGGGGUGGGUUGGGUUUAA
This is a messenger RNA of Parnassius apollo (apollo), 225 nucleotides long. The record is from the annotation of a GenBank genome assembly. Lineage: Eukaryota; Metazoa; Arthropoda; Insecta; Lepidoptera; Papilionidae.